Phragmites australis (common reed) is the source of this 2179-nucleotide messenger RNA. RefSeq lists its product as uncharacterized. NCBI's taxonomy places the organism in Eukaryota, Viridiplantae, Streptophyta, Magnoliopsida, Poales, Poaceae. The transcript has 4 exons. Gene Ontology annotation, biological process: chloroplast organization. The record is from RefSeq and is a predicted model, not a curated record. The coding region runs from base 47 to 2056 and encodes 669 amino acids. Gene Ontology annotation, cellular component: chloroplast outer membrane.
UGGAGAGCACAAGCAGAGCUUGCCCAACACAUGGUGGAUUGACAGGAUGGAGGGCUUGGAGGGAGGCGAGAGUAGGGGAGCUGGAUUAAGACUCCCUCUCCAGUUUGAUCCGGGGAAGGAGGGGUUUGAUCGUACUCUGUUCGGCGUCUCUCUUUCCGCGCUAUUUAGCCGCCUUCUUGGAUGGAGCAAGAACGAGCAAGAACGGACAGAGUCAGCCGCUGCCGCUGUGUCCAUCGGCAUCACCUCCGCCGUUGCUGUUUUCCUUGCGGCGCUUUACGCGUAUGAUGAGCGGCCUCGCCGUGCUCGCCCACGGCGGCUGUCGGCGUCUGCGCUAGCUGGGCGGAAUUCUGCAGCUAGGUCUUGUGCUCUGCCUGCACCUGAUGAUGGGCUCAGAAUUCUUUCAGCAAAGGAUGAAUAUUUGGAAAACGUAAUUCACGGCGCGUUGAUCGGCUCUGGAGAUGACGAGCCGGUUCUUGUCGCACGAGUGGAGACCACACAGACCGAGAUGUCCGGAGCAAAUGCCGUCGACGAAACAGAGGACGGCCAAUCGGAGGAAGAGCGACAAGAGCUCGAGCGGCUCAGGGAGCUGUGGCUGUCACUUCUGGAGCGAGAGCAGAGGCUGGAGCUCCGGCUGCAGGAACUCGACGGCCACCGGGAGCAGGAGGCCACCGUGCGGGAGCUCGAGAACCGCGUCGCCGCGGCCGCCAUGGAGACGCGGCUGCUGGAGCUGAAUGUCUCCUCGCUGCAGGAGGAGAACGGGAGGCUCAGGGCACAGGUCGCCGAGCUGGACGCCGCCCGCGCCGAGCUGGCGCGCGCCAAGGAGAAGCUGCGCGCGAUCAAGGCGCGGAUGCAGGGCGAAAAGGAGGAGGCGAGGAGCGAGGCGGCGGCGCUCCGAGCGAGGGUGGCGGAGCUGGAGAACGGGCGGGAGGAGAGGGCCAGCGCACUGGCGGCGGAGGCAGCGGGGCUUCGGAAGGUCAACGCCGCGCUUGAGGAGGAGAGCAUGGAGCUUGCGCUGCGGCUGCAGGAUGCAGAGCAGGCCGCGUCCUCUGUCAAUCUUGUUCUUGAGGAGAGCAUGGAUGAGGAGGCGAACUACCUGAGGGAGACCAACGAGAGGUUGGUGAGGCAGAUCGAGCAGCUGCGCAGCGACCACUGCGCGCACGUCGAGGAGCUCGUCUACCUCAAGUGGGUCAACGCCUGCCUCCGCCACGAGGUCCGCGACCAAGGUCUCCACCCGCCGUCCUCCGCGCAUCAGGAGCACGACGCUGACGGCAGUGCCGGCGCCGGCGGCAUGUCGGCCAUGGACCUGAGCAAGAGCAUGAGCUUCCGCUCCAGCGAGAGGGCCAAGCAACUCAUGCUCCGGUACGGCCACCCAGGCCUCGAAGGUUUCGACCCCGCCAUCUUGUCCCCGCUGCACGAGACAAUCGACGGCGACGGCGACGAGCGGACGCGCGCGCACAAAUACGAGCCUGAGAAGAGCCCUAGUUCGUCGGUGACAACGACGAAGGCCGCCUCUGCUGCGCCGGCGCCGGGGAAGAAGGCCGGGCCGCGCAAGCUCAAGUUCCUGGGCAACAUCAAGAAGCUGCUCCCAGGCGGUAGCAGAAGCCAGUCAAGAAACGGCCGUGACCACGGCGGCCGCGAGAGCAUGAAGGCGCCAGGCGCCGAGUACCUCGAGAAGGCCACGCAGUGGCUUUCGACCCACGACGUGCUCGACGGAGACCACUCGUACGAGAGCACGCCGCUGUCGUCAUGCGAGCGGACGCCUCUGAGCAGCGUGACCACUGUCACGACUCGCGGCGGCGGCGGCUGCAGCGAGCGCGGGGCGACGCAGGCAGAGGCGGAGCCGGCGACGCUGGCGCGAUCGAAGAGCGACUCCGGCUCGUCGUACGGGCGGGAGGCGAGCAGGAACCAUGCGCUCCGGCUGGACCACCCAACAGAGUUCAGGGUCGGGCCGGACGGUUUACGUGCUUCGGAGAAGCGCGAGCCGAGGAGGCGCUCGGAGGAGCUGAGAAUGCCGGAGGCGGCGUACGUGAGGACAGGGGACAUGCAUGCAGAGUGAUGCUCUACUGCAAAUAACGGAUUAACAGGGACUGGUAUGCAAUAUGCAAUUCAAGUUUUCAGUUUGUUCGCCUUGUGUAUACUCGUGUUAAGUGAUCUACCUGUAUAGCAAAUGUUUCGUGAA